Messenger RNA from Phragmites australis (common reed), 2590 nucleotides. Its product is annotated as probable galacturonosyltransferase 7. The transcript has 9 exons. Lineage: Eukaryota; Viridiplantae; Streptophyta; Magnoliopsida; Poales; Poaceae. The record is from RefSeq and is a predicted model, not a curated record. The coding region runs from base 180 to 2054 and encodes 624 amino acids. Gene Ontology annotation, molecular function: polygalacturonate 4-alpha-galacturonosyltransferase activity.
CCCAGCCCGGUCCACUCACUUGACGCACCGAACCGAACCGCACUGCGCCGCGGCGAUCAAGCAGAUCCCAACCCUGAGUGGCCGCCGAGACCCGCAGCAACUGCUUCCAACUCGGUCGCCUGCAGUGCGAUGAUCAGCCGAGGGGCGGCGGGCGCCGGGAACCGGAGGAGUAGGAUACCAUGAAGGCGCCGCCGCUGCUACCGGCGGCGGCGGCGAAGAGGCGGAUGGGCCCGCGCGUGGCGGUGCUCGCGCUCGUCCUCUGCUCCCUGCUCGUGCCCUUCACCUUCCUCUUCGACCGCUCACCCUCCGGUUAUGUGACGACGGAGGAGCGGCACCGACAGGAGGUCGUUCUCCCUUCGUUCGAGCACGUGGAGGAGAGGGCUGGUCGUGGUGCUGUCGGUGGAGUGAGACAGGAUGCACCAAAGAAGAUACCUAAAGGUAGUGCUGGAGGCAUUCAGCAUCAUAAGCAGAUUGAUCACCACUUGUCCAGUGGUCGUGCUAAACCAAAAGUUCUUCCAUCACCAAAAGUUAAACCAUCGAAGGCUGUGACGGAAUCAACUCGAGGCACAAGAGAGGUUGGCAAAGAUAUAAAUGGGCGACAAAAAGGUGCAAAAGCUGAUGAAGUGGAAAAGGCGAAAGCUUGUCAACUUGAAUUUGGGAGCUAUUGUCUCUGGUCCAUAGAACACAAAGAAGUAAUGAAAGAUUCUAUAGUGAAAAGGCUGAAGGACCAGCUCUUUGUAGCGCGCUCAUACUAUCCAAGCAUUGCAAAACUUCAAGGACAGGAAGCUCUGACUCAGGAAAUGAAGCAAAACAUACAAAACCAUGAGAGGGUUCUUAGUGUAUCUACAGUUGAUGCUGAUCUACCAUCCUUUAUCAACAAGAGGAUAGAGCAGAUGGAGCAAACAAUAGUGAGAGCCAAAUCUUGCACCGUGGAUUGUAACAAUGUUGACAGGAAGCUUCGCCAGAUACUUGAUAUGACCGAGGAUGAAGCUCAUUUUCAUAUGAAGCAGAGUGCAUUCCUCUACAAUCUCGGUGCCCAGACAUUGCCGAAAAGUCAUCAUUGUCUUUCUAUGAGGUUGACAUUAGAAUAUUUCAAAUCGUCUUCGUUGAAUUCAGAUGAUUCUCCUUCUCGCAAGUUCAGCGAUCCAAAAUAUAGGCACUAUGUUAUACUGUCUAAGAACAUUCUUGCAGCUUCUGUCGUGAUCAACUCAACUGUGAGCAGCUGUAAGGAGCCAGACAACCUUGCUUUUCAUAUCCUAACUGAUGCUCAGAACUUCUAUGCCAUGAAGCACUGGUUUGCCAGGAAUUCGUAUAAAAAAGCAGCACUCCAUAUCAUAAACUAUGAAGGCGUUAUUUUGGAGAAGUUGCCAAAAUAUAGUAUCCGGCAGCUCUAUUUGCCAGAGGAGUUUCGUUUUCUCAUUAGGAGCAUUAAGCAGCCUACUGAGAACACAAGAAUGGAAUACCUGUCACUGUUCAGCCACUCGCAUUUCCUUAUUCCAAAAAUAUUCAAGAAUCUAAACAAGGUGGUUGUGUUGGAUGAUGAUGUAGUUGUUCAACGUGAUCUGUCUUUCUUGUGGAAUAUUGAUAUGGGGGACAAGGUAAACGGUGCUAUCAAAUUUUGUGGUCUGAAACUGGGUCAAGUGAGAAAUCUCUUUGGUAAAACAGCAUAUGAUCCCAAGUCAUGUGCAUGGAUGUCAGGGGUGAAUUUGAUUAAUUUGGAUAAAUGGAGGGAACAUAAUGUUACAGAGAAUUAUCUGCUACUCAUGAAAAAGUUCAAAUACAAGGAUGAGGAAUCUCUGCGAGCAGCGGCAUUUCCUUUAAGCUUGCUAUCUUUCCAACAUCUCAUCUAUCCCCUUGAUGAAAAGUUGACUCUGGCUGGACUUGGAUAUGAUUAUGGAAUUGAUGAAGAGAUUGCUCAGAGAUCUGCAUCAUUGCACUACAAUGGUAAUAUGAAACCUUGGCUUGAACUAGGUAUACCGGACUACAAGGAAUACUGGAGGAGGUUUCUCAUUCAAGGAGAUCGAUUUAUGGAAGAGUGCAAUGUAAAUCCAUAACACAGAUGAACCUGAAAAUCAGAACUGAAUUUCUACAUCCGCUGGCCUCACUAAAGUUUUGUAUCGGCUGAUUGGAUGCAUGUAAAGCCCCAAAACUAAUGCAGUGGCACUGUGCACCAGAACAACAAACACAGCUGUUGAACAGGAAAAGCGGUGCAGUCAUUGGCUAUCAGUGUUGAAAGGAGUGGGUAGAUGCAGCUCAUCUGUUCAAAGAAUUAACAGGCUUGAUUGACAGUUUCUGCGUUCUGGGACUAGUCAUAAAUCAGAUGACUAUGCACCAGCAAGCAAGGAUGAUAAGAGUUAUGCUUCAAGUAAACAGUCAAACACAUCGUCCAGAUUAAUAGAUAGGAUUUUUUAUGAGUCUUAGCACAUUUACUCAAACCAGUGUGUUACGGUCGUCGAUGCUGAUUUUUUGUUGCCAUUUACCCCUCUGCCAAUAAGGGCACCUACAUGUAUUCUUUAGUUAUGUUUUUGUUCUUAGUUGUAGCGCAUGGUUAUUUAUCAAAAGUACGAUCCUGGAAAGGUUGUUCUCCAAA